CGUCCGAUAACAUUCGACACUGUGGUCGGGACGUGUAGAUAGUGAAUGAAGGUUGUGUCAAAAACUUUUACGACUUGUUUCUAGUAUCCAAUAUUGGAAUCACCGGCGAAAUCGUUUUUGAGAAGAUUGAAUUUGCCACUUACAAUGAAUGAACAUCCGUCCAUUAGACCGAUUAAAAUUGACAGCGUCAAAAAGAAAAAUCGAAUCGUGAAACGUUUGGUAGUUCAUCAUUCCACAAUUCGUAAGGAAAAUAGAUUUACUAUUCAAGGAGUUGGCGAGUCGUACAGUACAAAAUGUGUUAAUGAACAUUUAAACUACGCCGAUGUCACUCCAAAUAAUACUUCAACAAUCACCUCAGGUGCAACUCUACCAAAUGUUUCAAUUGAAAAACGUCCGCAACAGAUUUUCUCCAAUGAACAAGAAAAAGAACUCUCUGAAUUCGUCCGUGACGCUUCCGAUUAUUACAAUGGCUUGACGUCCAAAGAUGUGCGUAUCUUGGCUUUCGUCUACGGUGUGUGCAACCAAGUUGAUCUUCCGGCCGGUUGGCGAGUUAACCACCAAGCAACGUUUUCGUGGUGUUCCAGAUUUACCAAACGAUUUCAAUUGAGUUUGUUGAUCGCCGGUAAUAGUAGUUGAAGAGAAUUAGAUUCAGUUUUGUUACAUUCUACGAAUAAAUAAGAAAUGGUAACAAUGGAAAUAGAGAAUUUCUUAUGUGGAAUUGUUAUAUAAAAUUGUUAUCGUCAUCAUCACUACCACCAUCAUCAUCAGAUCAUCGUUUUCGUUAUCUUUUCGCCAGAAAUGUUUGUGAACAAUUUACGAACGCAACCACUAAUGUGUUAGCUUUCAAU
This is a messenger RNA of Bradysia coprophila, 848 nucleotides long. RefSeq lists its product as uncharacterized. The record is from RefSeq and is a predicted model, not a curated record. NCBI's taxonomy places the organism in Eukaryota, Metazoa, Arthropoda, Insecta, Diptera, Sciaridae.